This is a messenger RNA of Fraxinus pennsylvanica, 1752 nucleotides long. Lineage: Eukaryota; Viridiplantae; Streptophyta; Magnoliopsida; Lamiales; Oleaceae. The record is from the annotation of a GenBank genome assembly.
AUGAGCUCCGUCUUCCGAUCGUUAUACGUCUUCUUCAUUAUGUUUCUGUUCCUCGUUUCUUCUACUCUCGGCAAGUAUCAAGCAGAUGAUCCAAUUACUCUAUGGGUAAACAAGGUUGGUCCGUAUAACAACCCACAAGAGACCUACAACUACUACAGCCUUCCAUUUUGUCACCCACCUGGCAAUGCUGCUCACAAGUGGGGAGGCCUUGGCGAGGUUCUCGGAGGAAAUGAACUUAUUGAUAGCCAAAUUGAUAUAAAGUUUAAGAGAAAUGCGGAAUCGACUACAAUUUGUCAGCUUCAACUAGAUGCCACUAAGGUUAAACAGUUUAUGGAUGCAAUUGACAAUUCAUACUGGUUUGAAUUUUUUAUGGAUGAUUUGCCACUCUGGGGUUUUGUUGGGGAGGUGCUUCCUGAUAGAAAUCGCGACACAAAGCACGUGCUUUGGACACAUAAAAAUCUUGUAAUUGAAUACAACAAGAACCAGAUUAUUCAUGUAAAUCUCACUCAGGAAAACCCGAAGCCAAUUGAAGAGGGGAGAGUGUUGCGCAUGACUUAUUCUGUCAAAUGGAUUCCAACAAACAUCACUUUUGCACGUCGUUUUGAUGUUUACCUGGACUACCCCUUUUUUGAGCACCAGAUUCACUGGUUCUCAGUUUUUAAUUCUUUCAUGAUGGUGAUCUUUCUUACUGGUUUGGUUUCAAUGAUACUAAUGCGCACCCUCCGGAAUGACUAUGCUAAAUAUACUCGGGAAGAUGAUGAUCUGGAGACAAUGGAAAGGGAUGUGAAUGAAGAAUCUGGUUGGAAACUUGUCCAUGGUGAUGUGUUUCGGCCUCCCGUAAAUCUGUCUCUACUUUCAGCUAUUGUUGGCACUGGCGCUCAGCUUGCAACUCUUGUUCUGCUCGUCAUCAUUUUAGCAAUUAAUGGAAUGCUGUAUAUAGGGAGAGGAGCAAUUGUCACAACCUUCAUUGUAUGUUAUGCUCUUACAUCUUUCAUUGCUGGUUAUGUUAGCGGUGGCAUGUAUUCCCGCAAUGGGGGUAAAAACUGGAUAAAAUCGAUGAUCCUCACGGCAUCACUUUUCCCUUUAGUGUGCUUUCUUAUUGGGUUCAUCUUAAACACAGUCGCCAUAUUUUAUGGCUCUCUAGCUGCUAUUCCCUUCGGUACAAUCGUUGUUGUUCUUGUCAUAUGGGCUUUCAUUUCUUUACCCUUGGCACUUCUUGGUACUGUUGUUGGAAGAAAUUGGAGCGGCACUCCAGACAAUCCUUGUCGUGUGAAGACAAUUCCUCGUCCAAUCCCUGAGAAGAAGUGGUAUCUCACACCAACUGUUAUCUCUCUCAUGGGAGGUUUGCUUCCUUUUGGAAGCAUUUUUAUUGAAAUGUAUUUCGUGUUCACUUCCUUUUGGAAUUACAAGGUAUACUAUGUAUAUGGCUUCAUGCUACUUGUGGUUGUAAUUUUGAUCAUCGUCACCGUUUGCGUGACGAUUGUGGGGACAUAUUUCUUGCUGAACGCCGAGAAUUAUCAUUGGCAAUGGACUUCAUUCUUAUCUGCUGCUUCCACUGCGCUUUACGUAUUCUUCUAUUCUAUAUAUUACUAUCACGUGAAGACCAAGAUGUCGGGCUUCUUCCAGACCAGUUUUUAUUUUGGCUACACUUUGAUGCUCUGUUUUGGUCUCGGGAUAUUAUGUGGCGCUAUUGGCUAUCUCGGCUCCAAUUUGUUCGUUAGGAGGAUUUACAGAAACAUCAAAUGUGAUUAA